Molecule: messenger RNA, 769 nt
Organism: Neoarius graeffei (lesser salmon catfish)
Lineage: Eukaryota; Metazoa; Chordata; Actinopteri; Siluriformes; Ariidae
Gene: snrnp27
Product: small nuclear ribonucleoprotein 27 (U4/U6.U5)
Exons: 6
Coding region: 87-572 (161 amino acids)
Biological process (GO): RNA splicing
Cellular component (GO): precatalytic spliceosome
Source: RefSeq, a predicted model, not a curated record
CGUUAACCUCGAGAAAUUUCUACAAACUUAUUUCCGUUGCAGAUUGAAAUUAAAAAAUAAAAAUAAAAAGGAUUUAAAUCUAAAAUAUGGGACGAAGCAGGAGCAGGUCGCCACGACGAGAGAGACGCCGCUCGCGCUCGACUUCCCGGGACCGCGAGCGCAGGCGCAGAGAGAGGGAGAGGGACCGGGAGCGCUCGCGCUCUCGAGACCGGGACCGGCGCAGGAGCCGCUCGCGCUCACCGCACAGGCGGAGAUCCAGGUCUCCACGGCGACACCGUUCCUCGUCACCGUCACCGCUCAGGCAGAAGGACCGGCGAGAGGAGGAGCGGAAGGAGGUGAAGGACAAGCCUACGAAAGUCCAUCAGAUAUCUGCGGAGGACAUGCAGGGUAAAACAGAAGAGGAGAUUGAGAUGAUGAAGUUGAUGGGCUUCGCUUCCUUCGACUCUACAAAGGGUAAGAAGGUGGAUGGUUCUGUGAAUGCGCACGCCAUCAACGUCACUCAGAAGAGGAAAUACAGGCAAUACAUGAACAGGAAAGGUGGCUUCAACAGACCUCUGGACUUCAUCGCUUGAUCAAGGACUGAUCUCGAGGACUUUGUCUUCUUUGCUUCUGGAGUGCUUUGUGUUUUGUUUAGUAUGUUGGGUGCAUGUCUUAAAUUUUGCAGGUUUUUUUUUUUUUUGUAUUGUUGAUACUAUAUGCCUAAAUGUUUGUAUAUAGUAUACAUGUAUUGUAUGAACAUCCUGCCUUUCAAUAAAAACUUUCUAUUUGA